This is a messenger RNA of Anopheles bellator, 2463 nucleotides long. Its product is annotated as cilia- and flagella-associated protein 91-like. The record is from RefSeq and is a predicted model, not a curated record. The coding region runs from base 1 to 2463 and encodes 820 amino acids. The transcript is spliced from 3 exons. NCBI's taxonomy places the organism in Eukaryota, Metazoa, Arthropoda, Insecta, Diptera, Culicidae.
AUGACGUACCGCAGUCAUAUGGUGGGACCUUCGCGGGCCUUCGAUCACAUCUACGACCCACUGUAUGUGGCCUCCGACCGGAAGGACGUCUGCCGUGCGAACCAUGCUGCCCUCGCGCGCUCAGCCCCGAUCGGAAUCUUCCCGGUGUACCAGUCGAUGUUUAGUGAGUUGCCACGGUUAACGCGUAACCACUACGUCAUGCACCGCAACCCGUUACCGUACUUCCCGGAAGUGCAUGUGUCCCCUCUGCGGCUUCACCAUCCGGGAGUUGGUGGCUCCGACACGUCGAAAGUGCUCGGUGCCGAGAGACCCAAAUUCUUCUGUCACCCGAAUGUCGGUGAAACGGGUUGCAACGUCCGGUAUGUUGCCGAUAGUGCGGAAGAUGAGUACUGCGGGUGCGAUGGUUACGAUCAGGAGGGCCAGGAUCAGCCUCGUUUUAAGGAGGUAGCCUCGCAGACGAUGUACCGCGAAUCGUCGGCCCAAACGCAACCCUGGAUGCCGACGGCCGUGUUGAAGGAGAACGUAAUGCCGGCGGCCGAGAUCGUGUACGUAGCGGAGAUGCUGCAGCACACGCGCUAUCCGGGUGUGAACGAGGUCGAGAUCGUGGAGCGGGCCCGACGUAAACGGACCUGGGAGUAUGCGCUCGGCAGUUGUGACUCGGUCGAUGAAUGGCGCCAGCAGAAGCUGAUGUUGCAGAUCUUCGAGUGGGAAGAGUGGGUCGCCCGAGAGCGGCAGAUUGACCGGUACCAGCUACUGCGUCUUCAACUUGUGGCAAAGAUUAUGGAAAAACGUGAACGCGAUACACACCAGGCGACCGAGGGGAAGAUGGAGAACACUAAGCGACGCAUCAAUCAGGCGCGCAAUCAUGCAAUGCAAAAGCUGGAGGCAACGUUCGAGCGCAACCUCCGAAAACUGGACCGGAAACGGCACGAGAAGAAUCAACGCUACGGGUCAAGAAUGCGCGGGCAGGGCGACGUGCCGCAAGUUUCGCUGGAGACGCUGACGGGGGGAAGAAAGAAGUACUCCAAACAGUCGUACAACUACGAUCCCAAUCUCAUCGAAGUUGGGUUGGCGAAGCUGGAAAAGAAAACAACGAUCGCGCACAAGUUUAUCGAUCCUCGCGACCAAAGGCCGGAGCUCUGGAAGCCGAAGGAAGUGUGUCGCGAGUUCCAGAAGGGUUUCUGGUCGGAUAACUUCCUGCGAAAGCUGUACGAAUCGCUGAAGCAAUUCCGCAACCGGAAGGACAGCGAACGUACCGUGCCUCAGUGUCUGAUCGUGGUGUCCUCUCCGACCGAAAGCCUGAUCGUCUCGCCGCUGACGGCGAUGUCACCGGAGAAGGAAAACGACACACUUUACCAGCAAGCGGUACUGCUACAGCGACUGCUUCGAGGCCGUGCAACACAAGAACUGAUCCAUCGGGAUUAUGCCUCCGAACACGAUCUCAUGGAAGACCUGAUAGCGUCCCACCGGUUGCCGGUAGUGGAAGAGUUCUUUCCCCACUCCGAAGUGCAUGGCCGAGUGCCGGGAGCCGGUAGUGUACGCGAGCGUUAUCUGCACAUUCUGCGCAACGAACAGCUGCUGGAUGAGUUCGUGGAAAGUAGUUCCCAUGCCCAGAUGAGUUCACUGAUGGGAACACUCGAGCGAGAACUGACGCGUCUGCAAAAUGAACGCAAUACGCAAGCGUUCUACAUGCUCGCCGAAAGGGAGCGCGGACGACGGGAGUCAGUGAGCGAGGAAGCCCGCACUGACCGGAAGUCGCUCGGGGUUGGCGUAGGUGAGGAGCUGGACAUAUAUCUGGAGAACGCGCUGCUGGAACAGCAACAGCAGGGAGACAAUGUGGAAGAGUGGCGCUUACGGAUCCACCAGCUGGCCCGUGAGUUCGACGAGGAAGCGGACCGUCGAAGCGAUACUGCACCGCUGGAAGUGACCGAUCCUGGAACGGGGCCCGUUGACGGACCGGGCAUUAUUGCGGGCUCGUUGGCCGAUGAAAUGCUCCUCCCGGACAUAUUCCGACGGGCGGCCCGUGAAAACAUUAAAUUCAAACAACGGCCACUGCUGGCGAACGUUCACGAGUUGAUAUACAGUCGCAAGGACGAAGACACCGAGCAGGAGGAAGGCGAGCACCCGGAUGUCCCAUUGCGUCCGACGGUGGAGGUGGUGAGUCCCACGACAGAGCCACCACAACCGGAAGAGCGGCGCGUGGUAAAGGAGCUACUUAGCGGGCUGAUCGAUCGUGCCGUUCAGCCACCGGAAUCGGCGUACUCGGAGAACGAAGUCGAAGAGCUGCCGGAGGACGAGGAAGAAGGUGUGGAGGGAAGUGAUUUCUUUGGUCUGGCUGAGGAUGGCGCGGAAAUGUAUGGUGGCGAGUUCGGAGCAGGUGCUGCGGAGGAAGAAGAGGUCGAACAGAUGGCCAACGAGAUGAUCGAAGAUAUUCUCAGUCGCGUGCUGGACGUCACGGACUAA